This is a messenger RNA of Galendromus occidentalis (western predatory mite), 1800 nucleotides long. Its product is annotated as fatty acyl-CoA reductase 1. NCBI's taxonomy places the organism in Eukaryota, Metazoa, Arthropoda, Arachnida, Mesostigmata, Phytoseiidae. Gene Ontology annotation, cellular component: peroxisome. The record is from RefSeq and is a predicted model, not a curated record. Gene Ontology annotation, biological process: long-chain fatty-acyl-CoA metabolic process. Bases 322 to 1800 code for a protein of 492 amino acids. Gene Ontology annotation, molecular function: alcohol-forming very long-chain fatty acyl-CoA reductase (NADP+) activity. The transcript has 10 exons.
GGUAGCCCCACGCGACAAUUGAUGUUUGUAUUCUAAUUUCGAUGAUAAACUCGAGACGUUCCGAAAAAUGGGCUCCGACUGUGCAGGGGGUUUUCUUCGAGGGGUGCAGAGGCAAUAUUUUCAACCCUAAGCCGGAGUAGGGGAGCUGCCAGCCGAAGCGCCUCCUCGGAUGAGAGGUUGCUCUCUAUCGAUACUUCGCCCGUCUACGUCACAGUGAGCGGUGGACUACCCAGCAUUUCGGACACCCUUCACCGCUCACCGCGAACUUCACUGUGAGCUCCUACCAGCGUCCACCGCAUUCGCCGAAAUCCGAUACACGAUAUGGCCACGAUCCCCGAAUUCUUUGCUGGGAAAAAUCUUCUCCUGACCGGAGUCUCAGGAUUCUUAGGCAAGGUAUUGGUGGAGAAACUUCUGCGUUCAUGUCCCGAAAUAAAUUCCAUAUUCGUGCUCAUCCGGGAGAAGAAGGGAUUGAGCGGUAAAGAUCGCUUGGCGAAGAUACUCAGUGAAAAGCUUUUUGACCAUCUCCACCGGGAGAAGCCGGAAUGUUUUUCGAAGGUGAAACUCGUUCCGGGUGAUCUCCUCGAAGAUCAGAUCAUUUCCAACGAAGAUGACGAGGAGAUGCUUUUAGAGCAAGUCAACGUUGUGAUCCACUCUGCGGCUUCGGUACGUUUCUCCGAGCCGCUCCGCAACAGCGUCGAUGUGAAUCUGAGGGCCACUUACAAGCUUCUCGAAUUUGCGAAGAAAAUGAAAAACCUCGUAUCUGCCGUUCACAUUUCGACGGCGUACUCGAACUGUCAGCUGAGAACAGUCGACGAAACAACCUAUAAGUGCGAGGUGGACCCGUUCCAAGUUAUGUCGCUGUGUGAGUAUAUGUCUACGGAGCUUGUCGAAGAGCUUCGCGCGAAAUUACUGAAAGAUCGACCGAAUACGUAUACAUUCACAAAAGCGCUCACGGAAAACCUCGUCGAAGCAUACUCGAAUCAGAUACCGAUAGCGAUUGUGCGACCAUCGAUAAUUACCGGGGCCGCCUCCGAGCCAUUGCCCGGAUGGGUCGAUAAUUAUAACGGACCGAAUGGACUCCUGAUCGCUCUCGGCACAGGAGCCCUCACGACCCUGUACAGUCAUCUCGACUGCACGGCCGACUUAAUUCCGGUAGACUACGUGGCUAAUACGAUUUUAGCAGCAGCUUCGAAACAAGAACUCGGAAACUUCAAGAUCUACAAUUGCACAUCGGGUUCUCAAAAUCCCAUAAACUGGCGCAUGUUCAUGGAGAAGUCUGUCGAUAUUCCGCUUCGAUACCCUUCGACGACGAUGGUCCGCUACCCCAGACCUCGAGUCACAUCUUACAAGUGGCUACACGAAACUCGUUUGUUCCUAGAGCAUUACGUGCCGGUCAGAAUCAUCGAUUUCGGACUACGUUGCGCACGCCGGCAGAGCAACGCGUUCCGCCUGUAUCAGCGUCUGUCGAACUCUAUGUAUCUGUUGGAGUUUUUCGCCACGAAUGAAUGGAAUUUCAUCAACACGAAUACUCAGAAACUCUUCGAGAGCCUGCACCCGAGCGACAAGGCCGAGUUCAACUUCGACGUCCGCACGAUCGAUUGGGAUUCCUACGUACAAACCUACUGUUUAGGUAUCCGUCAAUAUGUUCUCAAUGAUGAUUUGUCAAAUCUGGAAGGGGGCAAAUCUCACUUGAGGCGUUUGAAAUGUGUACAAUACGGGGCGAACCUGGCUCUCGCGUGGGCUGCGUGGAAGGUGUGCUGCGCCGUGUUGCCCUGCGCCGACUUGGUCGGGCUCUGUUAG